GACCAUUCAAGUUCUCGCGGAGUUAGUUGCUGUAUAGAAGGGGAUAAAAUGUUAAUGUGACUGGAAAAAGGUAAAAAAUGUCGGAUGGCAUUAAGGUUGCCAUUCGUAUGCGCCCCUUAAUUCAAAGGGAGCGCCAGAGUGAACAAGGUCAGAGCAGAUGGCAGGUCCAGGAUAACACUGUAUCUCAGUUGGACGAGAAAGGACAUAGUGCUGCCUCCUAUACAUUUGAUCGUGUCUUUGAUGAGUGUGACACGACCAAUGACCUCUAUGGAGAGAUUGUGGCACCUAUUGUGUCCAGCGCCAUGGCUGGUUUCCAUGGCACAGUAUUUGCUUAUGGUCAGACCUCAUCUGGGAAGACUUUCACCAUGGUGGGGUCUAAACUGCAGCCAGGGAUAAUCCCCUUUGCCAUUGAUGCUGUCUUUGAUGCAAUUCAAAAUACCCCUGAGCGAGAGUUCCUGUUGAGAGCCUCCUAUCUGGAGAUCUACAAUGAGAAAAUAUCAGAUCUGCUUUCACCUGAAGAAAAAAAUCUUAAAAUUCAGCUUGACCAGAAUUCCCAGCCCACAGUUCCCAACCUUACCGAGAGAAUUUUGACCUGCUCUGAAAAUGCUUUAGACAUUCUAAAAGAAGGGAAUGCCAGAAAACGUGUUGGAGAGACCACGCAAAAUGAGAAGAGUUCAAGAUCACACUGUAUCUAUAAAAUGGUUAUAGAGAGUCGUGAAAGAAUUGAUGACUUUCAGCGCUCCGGAGAAGAGGCUGUUAUGGUCUCCCAUCUGAACUUUGUAGACCUGGCGGGCUCUGAGAAGGCUGGCGAAAAUUCUGGGGAAAGACUUAAGGAGGGAUGUGCCAUAAACAGGAGUCUCUUCUGUUUGUCCAAUGUGAUCAGCAAACUGAGUGAAGGGCCAGGAGGGCAGGAUUUUAUCAACUAUCGAGAUUCUAAGCUGACUAGGAUCUUACAGAAUGCAUUGGGGGGUAACUCAAAGACCGCCAUCAUAUGCACAGCCACCCCUGCGUCCCUGGAGGAGACACACUCCACCCUUAGGUUUGCUUCCAGGGCAAAGGUGAUCAAGAACAAGCCAUUGGUUAAUGAGGUGUUGUCAGAUGCUGCCCUAAUCAAACGUUACAAGAAAGAGAUUGACAGACUGAAGAAACAGCUGGCUGUGCAAGAAGCACCAACCCAGUCUUCUGUGGACAGUGAGCUCCGCCUGCAACUUGAAGAGAAGGAAAAACAGCAUCGUGAACAGCUUGAUAAGCUCAAGAAGCUGUUCUGUGUGUCCACUUUACCCAGCCCAGAAGACUGCCCAGUGCCUACUAAAAAAAUGCGCCGUGAGACUUGGUGUCCAGGUCCCUCAGUAGGGUUCAGACUACCCCCUUUGGUGUCACAGCGAGGAACUGACAACAGCUUUGAUAAACUGAACUGGAGCCGACCAAAUUUUGGCAAUACCAGUAGUGUUGAUUUCCUGGCAGAGUGGGCAGAAAACAGCGAAAAGACUCACAACUUGCUUUCUAUUCCUGAAGAGAGUGAGAAAGAGGAGUUUAUUACCAGUUCUUUUCCUGUACCAGUGACGGUGACAGCUGAAGUGUGCUGUCAGACAGAUCCCUUUCUCUUAAACCUACCAAGUGACCAUUCGGAGCAAGAAUUUGAGGACCUGAGAUCUCAGCUAGAGCAGUCAAUGAACAUUUGUGAGAAGCUGUUGUUUGAGAGAGAGAUUAAGGAGAAAAAUCUACAGGAGGCCCAGCAGGAAGUGCUACAGCUAUCAGAGAAAGUCUCCGACCUGGAGGACCAGUUAAUAAGAGUUACCUGCCAUCUCGACAAGAAAGACCAAGAAUUCAAAGAGCUGGAGGAAUUCACUCGCUAUGAGAAAGAAUUCCGAACUCCAAAAGCAAAGCGAAUAAAAUUAUCUCCUGAUUCCAAAAAUUGCCAAAAACUGGAAGAGGAAAUUUUGAUCCAGCAGAAAAAUGCUACAGAUGCUGAAACUGUUGUCAUGGAAACUAGAAAAGAACUAGCCAUAUCAAGAGAUCAUGUGAAGGAUUUAGAGAAACAGCUGGCUGAAACCAAGAAACAGCUUGAUCAAUUAAGUAAAGAAAAAGCUGAUUUUGAUUAUUUGAUGGAACAUGAGAAAGAAAAAAGUGAGAAAUUACAGAAAAACCUGCGUGUAGAACUCCAGACAGCAUAUGAAGAAAUCCGACAGCUUGAGCAGAUGAAAAGCUCUGGUGGUGGGCUCAUCAAGAAGAAUGACCCUCUGCUACACCAGCUGGCUGAGCUUCAGGAGAAGGUCGGCAACCUGGAUGUGUCUGUGGUUGUGUCUGAACGAGAUGAGCUGAAGGAACAACUGAGUGAUGCCAGAGCAGCUGUACAGACAGCAGAAGAAGAAUGUCAAGAGAAGACCAAUGAAUGCUCUACAUUGAUGGCAGAGUUGGCCGACCUGAAGGAAAGCGUGAAGGAGUUAUCUAGUGAUCUGUUAGAUUCUCAGGACGAGUGCUUUAAACUGGCUGAGGAGCUGAACAGUGCGAAGAAGGAAAUUGCGGAGAAGUCACAAAUGCUUGAAAAACUACAAAGUUGUCAUACAUCUUCAACUGAAAAUAAUGAACUUGUCAAGAACAGCGAAAUUGAGGCGUCUUCUCCACACAAUAGCUCUCCUUCUGCCAAUGUUAUAAAACUGCAGAGAGAAUUACAGGAGAAAACAGCAUCCAUCAUUUCAGGAAAAGAAGAGUUGAAGCAGACUUUAGAAAAGGUUGAAAACUUGACUGAGGAAAAUGAAAUUCUUUUGGAGAAGUACACAGAUCUGGAAGAAAGGUUGAUAGCUGCUACGGAAGAGGAGGACAGACUGAACGAGAAGAUCAAGAAACUGACAGAAUCUUUAGAUCCUGAGAAGCAUUUGAAUGAUACCGAGAAGCCAGGUGAGAAAGCAUCUACUUUGAAAGAAACAAUUUUGCAGCAGGAGGAUAAAAUUCAGACCUUGUCUGAAAUGUUAAACAAAGUUCAGGAUAAGCUGACAGCUGGUUCAGAGGAAUUGGACAAACAGAGACAAGACUAUACAGACCUUGAGACUAAGUAUCUGUUAAUUUUGAAGAGAGACGAAGAAAGAAACAAAUUGACAGGGAAAAUUGAUGUGCUGAACUGUCCUUUAAAAUCAAAGGACACUGAAGAACAUGCUAACUCUUCUUUCAGUGGGAUAGAUAAAUUUGAGAUGGAUUGUACUGAGCAGCAAGAGAACGAAUCAAUUACAGAAGCUGACAGACUAAAACAACUUAUUGCUGAAAAGGGGAAGUCUUUGGAGGAACUAAAUAAUGACGUCAAGAGAAAAGAAGUAGAGCUAAUAGAAUCUAACAAGAAGUUUGAUUCUCUUGUGGAGGAAUAUGAAGCAUUAUUGAAAACACAGCCGAUGGACAAGAAUGAAAGUGAAGAAUCUCAGUGUGUGGCUGACCCAGAGAAAUCUGUAAAUGACAAGAAAGAAGAAUUUCAAGAACUUAAAAAUCUAGUCCAUGUAGAAUCAUGUGAAUCAGAAAAGACAUCAAGUGAUUCAGAUGAAUCUCAUGAUGUCAAGACUCACUGCACUGUGUUUGUAGCACAGCCCUUCCUGGCUGAAGAAUCCAGUAGUGAUUCAGAACUGGCAUACCUCAGAAAAACAUUGCAAGAACAGGAAGCACUUACUACAGAAAUGACUGCUUCUCUUGAAGAAUCAAAAGACACCAUUCUGGAAAAAGAGAAGGAAAUUAGUUCUCUGACCAAAGUCUAUGAAGAUCUUCUGUCAAGGCACAAGCAAUUCCCUGGAACUAAUGCAGACAUGCCUUUUGAGGAUAAAUCGCUGAAGCUUGACUGGAAUCAGCUUGAUGAUUUUACAGAGGAUAUGGACAGCAACAAGAAACCCUUAGCACCUGAGCAGAUAGAUGCAAAGUCAGAAUUGAACACCACACAGUUAGAUGACAGUGAAGUUGCAGGCCUGAAGGACACUGUUGAAAAGCAGCAGUCAGAACUUUUGGACUUGUAUGUUGCUGUUGAAAAAGCUGAAACUGAACUGAUCAAGAGUAGGGCUGCUCUGAAUGACUUGAAACAAAAAUAUUCUGAUCUUUUGGAGAAGUUGUCCGAGAAAAGUCAUGUAUCUGAUGACACAUACGCAUCCAAACAGCUUCCGCAUGAACACGACUUGGAGAAAGUUUACACUGAGUUAGAAAAAGCAAAAGCUGAGCUCCAGAUUGCUAAUGAAAGAAUUGCAACUUUGGAAAGUGUUCAUACUCAAGAUGGAAGUGAUGAAAAUGUGGAAGAGGAUUUGUCGAGUUCAACAUCGAUGAAGGCAGAAAAGCCCAUCCUAACCAAGGAGUUGUCUGUACAAACAGAGACAGUGCUUGUUAGUGAAGGUAAUCAACAAGGUUCACCUGAACCACAGGGAAGUUUGCAGAAAUCUCAUGAAGAUAUUUCUGUCACAGAUAGUGGACAAGAGGUAGUGGCUUAUGCAGAGGAAGAGUUGAGCCAAUCUCAGUCAGAGCUUGCAGAGGUGUAUGCAAAGUUAGCCACUCUCCAAGCAAAAUAUGAUGAUCUUAUGGCCCAGCAUGGUCAUCUUUUGACCAGUGAAAAAAAAAUAAAGGUGCAUUACCAAAAUUUUGUCUUGGAUGAGGGAAAUGAACAUAUGGAUGAUAACCAAUCCUCUUUAGAACUGACUGCAAAGUCUGGAAUUGAACAAACAGAGAGAGAAUUUGUAACAGAAUAUGUUUGCAAAGGAGAAACUUGUGAAAACUCUGACACAUCCCUUGAUGUGGAGAUAACUACUCUUAGAAAAGUCAUCCAUAUGAAGCAAAUAGAACUGGCUGAAGCUGUUGAUGCACUGGAGAAAGCAAAUUGCCUGUUGCAAGAAAGCCAAAGCACAGUGGCAGCUUUGAAGACUGAAAAUGAGCAUCUUCAGGCGAAGUGUGGUACUGUGCAUCUCUGUGAGACAUCACAAACAAAACAGCAUGUGUCCUUAACAGAUGCUUUGCACUCAAAAGAGCCAAAUCUGUCAGAUAUUCAGGUCACCGAAGAACAGCAUGAGGCUAAGACCACUAAAGCACUUGAUAAAGCUACAGCAGAUCUGCAAGCCAAUCAUACGAGUUGUCAGACAGUGGUAGGUAGUGCACCUGACUUGACAGUGGCUUUGAACAAUGUCACAGCUGAUUUACAAGCCAGCAAUGAAAAGUUGACAGCCUUGCAGUCCCAGUAUGAUGAACUGCUAUCCCAUCACAACAGUCAGGAGCCUCAAGUAGAAGAUUCUUCGGAUAUAUCUGAGCUAAAGAUGGCAUUGAAUAAAACCACAGCCGAUUUACAAGCCAGCAAUGAGAAGUUGACAGCCUUGCAGGCCCAGUAUGAUGAACUGCUAUCCCAUCACAACAGUCAGGAGCCUCAGGUGGAAGAUUCCUCGGAUAUAUCCGAGCUAAAGAUGGCAUUGAAUAAAACCACAGCCGAUUUACAAGCCAGCAAUGAAAAGUUGACAGCCUUGCAGUCCCAGUAUGAUGAACUGCUAUCCCAUCACAACAGUCAGAAGCCCCAAGCAGAAGAUUCCUCGGAUAUAUCCGAGCUGAAGAUGGCAUUGAAUAAAGCCACAGCCGAUUUACAAGCCAGCAGUGAAAAGUUGACAGCCUUGCAGUCCCAGUAUGAUGAACUGCUAUCCCAUCACAACAGUCAGGAGCCUCAAGCAGAAGAUUCCUCGGAUAUAUCUGAGCUGAAGAUGGCAUUGAAUAAAACCACAGCCGAUUUACAAGCCAGCAAUGAAAAGUUGACAGCCUUGCAGGCCCAGUAUGAUGAACUGCUAUCCCAUCACAACAGUCAGGAGCCUCAAGCAGAAGAUUCCUUGGAUAUAUCCGAGCUGAAGAUGGCAUUGAAUAAAACCACAGCCGAUUUACAAGCCAGCAAUGAAAAGUCGACAGCCUUGCAGUCCCAGUAUGAUGAACUGCUAUCCCAUCACAACAGUCAGGAGCCUCAAGCAGAAGAUUCCUCGGAUAUAUCUGAGCUAAAGAUGGCAUUGAAUAAAACCACAGCCGAUUUACAAGCCAGCAAUGAAAAGUUGACAGCCUUGCAGUCCCAGUAUGAUGAACUGCUAUCCCAUCACAACAGUCGGGAGCCUCAAGCAGAAGAUUCCUCGGAUAUAUCCGAGCUGAAGAUGGCAUUGAAUAAAACCACAGCCGAUUUACAAGCCAGCAAUGAAAAGUUGACAGCCUUGCAGUCCCAGUAUGAUGAACUGCUAUCCCAUCACAACAGUCAGGAGCCUCAAGCAGAAGAUUCCUCGGAUAUGUCCAAGCUGAAGAUGGCAUUGAAUAAAACCACAGCCGAUUUACAAGCCAGCAAUGAAAAGUUGACAGCCUUGCAGGCCCAGUAUGAUGAACUGCUAUCCCAUCACAACAGUCAGGAGUCUCAAGUAGAAGAUUCCUCGGAUAUAUCUGAGGUAAAGAUGGCAUUGAAUAAAACCACAGCCGAUUUACAAGCCAGCAAUGAAAAGUUGACAGCCUUGCAGUCCCAGUAUGAUGAACUGCUAUCCCAUCACAACAGUCAGGAGCCUCAAGUAGAAGAUUCCUCAGAUAUAUCUGAGCUAAAGAUGGCAUUGAAUAAAGCCACAGCCGAUUUACAAGCCAGCAAUGAAAAGUUGACAGCCUUGCAGUCCCAGUAUGAUGAACUGCUAUCCCAUCACAACAGUCAGGAGCCUCAAGUAGAAGAUUCCGCGGAUAUAUCUGAGCUAAAGAUGGCAUUGAAUAAAGCCACAGCCGAUUUACAAGCCAGCAAUGAAAAGUUGACAGCCUUGCAGGCCCAGUAUGAUGAACUGCUAUCCCAUCACAACAGUCAGGAGCUUCAAGCAGAAGAUUCCGUGGAUAUAUCUGAGCUAAAGAUGGCAUUGAAUAAAGCCACAGCCGAUUUACAAGCCAGCAAUGAAAAGUUGACAGCCUUGCAGGCCCAGUAUGAUGAACUGCUAUCCCAUCACAACAGUCAGGAGCCUCAAGUAGAAGAUUCCUCAGAUAUAUCUGAGCUAAAGAUGGCAUUGAAUAAAGCCACAGCCGAUUUACAAGCCAGCAAUGAAAAGUUGACAGCCUUGCAGUCCCAGUAUGAUGAACUGCUAUCCCAUCGCAACAGUCAGGAGCCUCAAGCAGAAGAUUCCUUGGAUAUAUCCGAGCUGAAGAUGGCAUUGAAUAAAACCACAGCCGAUUUACAAGCCAGCAAUGAAAAGUUGACAGCCUUGCAGGCCCAGUAUGAUGAACUGCUAUCCCAUCACAACAGUCGGGAGCCUCAAGCAGAAGAUUCCGCGGAUAUAUCUGAGCUAAAGAUGGCAUUGAAUAAAGCCACAGCCGAUUUACAAGCCAGCAAUGAAAAGUUGACAGCCUUGCAGUCCCAGUAUGAUGAACUGCUAUCCCAUCGCAACAGUCAGGAGCCUCAAGUAGAAGAUUCUUCGGAUAUAUCUGAGCUAAAGAUGGCAUUGAAUAAAGCCACAGCCGAUUUACAAGCCAGCAAUGAAAAGUUGACAGCCUUGCAGUCCCAGUAUGAUGAACUGCUAUCCCAUCGCAACAGUCAGGAGCCUCAAGUAGAAGAUUCCUCGGAUAUAUCCGAGCUGAAAAUGGCAUUGAAUAAAGCCACAGCCGAUGUACAAGCCAGCGAUGAAAAGUUGACAGCCUUGCAGUCCCAGUAUGAUGAACUGCUAUCCCAUCGCAACAGUCAGGAGCCUCAAGCAGAAGAUUCCUCGGAUAUAUCCGAGCUGAAGAUGGCAUUGAAUAAAGCCACAGCUGAUUUACAAGCCAGCUAUGAAAAGUUGACAGCCUUGCAGUCCCAGUAUGAUGAACUGCUACCCCAUCACAACCGUCAGGAGCCUCAAGCAGAAGAUUCCGCGGAUAUAUCUGAGCUGAAGAUGGCAUUGAAUAAAACCACAGCCGAUUUUCAAGCCAGCAAUGAAAAGUUGACAGCCUUGCAGUCCCAGUAUGAUGAACUUCAAACCCUUCAUCAAGCAGUAGUAACAUCAAUGGAGGUGUCUUCUUCUGAGUUUGGAAUGACAGAGGCUUUGGAUAAAGCGAUGGCUGAUUUACAAGCCAGCAAUGAAAAACUGUCAACUUUACAAUCUCAGUAUGAUGAACUUCAGACUCUUCAUCAAACACUGGUAGCCACAAUGGAUGCAUCGUCUAAUGUACUUGACAAGACAGAGGCCAUGGCCAAUUUACAAGUCGCCAGUGAAAAACUGUCCACCUUACAGUUACAGUAUGAUGAACUUCAAAGGCUUUAUGAAUCCAAAGAAACUUCAACAGAUGUUGAAACUUCUGAACUAAGGGAAGCAUUGAAUAAAGCCACAAGAGACCUGCAAGCCAGGGAUGAAAAAUUGUCCACAUUACAAGCCCAGUUUGAUGAACUUCAGAGUAUUCAUGAAAUGUCUGCUUUGGAAGGUACUACCAAUAUAUCUGAGCUCAGAAAAGCUUUGGAUAUAGCGAAGUCAGAUCUACAAGUCAGCCAUGAACAGUUGUCAGUACUAAAAGCUCAACAUGAUGAGGCCCUAUCAUCACUUAAGUGCAAGCUAACAUCCGAGUCUUCUGAAAUGGCUGCAGCACUAGAAACUGCUAAAGUUGAUUUUGAAGAUUGUAAUGAGAAGUUAAAAGAUUUGCAAAGUCGUUAUGAUGAGCUUGUGACGUUUCAAGAUGUCCCCUCAAGAGAAGGCUACAUGGCUGAGAAAGUGACUUAUCAAGAGAUAAUUGAUAAACUCAAAUGUGAAAUGAUUGAGAAAGAUUGUGCUUUGAACAGUACAAAAACUGAACUCUGUGAGUGUAAGGAGAUGGUGUCAGAAAAAGAACAACAGCUGGUAUCUCUGAAGGAAACCAUAAAUGGUCAACAAACUGAGCUGACAGCAAAAGCAGACACUGUACAAAAACUGGAGAAGGAACUACAAGAUGUCACACAAAAUUUCACAGGCCUUCAACAUGAGCAUGAGGAAUCUCUUAAAAGACAUGCAGAACAAAUGGAGAAGGCGGAGUUAGAAUUGCUAGAGAACUCAAAGAAAUUGGUUGAUUUAAGAUCAACAUAUGAAACAGAACAGUCAGUUAAAGAAGAGAGAAAUUCUCUUAUUGAUCAGGUUGAGAAGCUCAAGCUGGAGCUAUGUGAGAGGAAUUCUGCUCUGGCAAAGGCUGAAGAAGAGGUUGUAGAAAGUGUAAGGAAACAAAAUGAUUUGAACAGCAAACAUGAAGUACUUUUAGAAAAAUACAAUGAUCUUCUGCAAAAAGAGGCUGAUCUUCAGCAAUUGCUACAAUCUGCUGAGUUGUUGAAGACAGAAAUUAGCGAAAACCUUGCUUCAACAAAGGACCAGCUGGAAAACUUGCAGCAAAAGUAUGAGCAGGAAAAGUCCUCUGCACUUCAAGAACAGGGCACCUUUGUAACGGGUCUUCAGGAAGAAAUUGAGAAAAAGGCAUCGCUAUUGUUACUAGCUGAGAAUCAGCUGAAAGAAAUACAAGCCAAGCUGGAUGCUAAGCGGAUAGAAUACAACAUGCUGUACGAAAAAUAUUCAGAGCUCACAGAAGAUUUGUCUUCAAAAGAUAUGAUGAUCACAAAAAUGAGUUCAGAGAUUGAAAUUAAAAGCAAAGAGCUGGAGGAUAAAAAAAUGGAAAUUAAAUCCAUGGAAAAAGGUUUUGAAGCUCUUGAAAGUGAGCUUAGGAGAAAAUAUGAUAAAGCUGUGAUGGAAUUAGAAACAUUAAGAAAAUCUUUGGAACAGACCCAAGGAAAAUUAGAAGAGCAUGUAGCAAAGGAAAGAGCACAGGACAAACAGUAUAACAGAAUUGUUGCAAACUUUGAGCUUGCUCAGCAGAAAGUGCAGACACUCUCUGAAAAGUGUGCACAACUUGAAAGUCAGAUAACCAUCGAGAAGGAGAAAGGCAAAGAUUUAGAAGCUGAGAAAAGAAAAGUAGAGGAAGAACUCAAAUCAAAUCAAGGUAAAGUUGAGGCCAUGCAUGUUGAGUCUAGCUCAAUGUUGCGACAGGAACUCGAAAAACUUCAGCAAGGAAUUUUGGGGAGAUCAAAGGAAGAGUCUCAUCUCGAAGGCUUACUUCGAGAGAGUCGUACAGAGUGCUCUAAGCUGCAAGAAGAAUUAAAAGCUGCUGUUCGUGAAAAAGAUCAACUAAAAAGUCAGCUGGAUAAUCUGAGCAAGACACAAUCAGAAAAGAAUUAUCUUCAGAACCAGCUUUCACACAUCAUGUCUCUUCUUGAGGACUUGAGACAGAAUAAAAAUCAUCUACAAGCCAAGCUCACCAAAGCGCAGGCUGAAAAUGAGAAGUUGAAGUCUGCCCCACAGGGUUAUGAGAAAGCUGAGCUAGAGACUGAAGUUGGCCGCCUCAGGGAUGAGCUGUACAAAGCCAAGCAGCAAGCCAAUCAGAAAGCACAGGAUGGAGAUCUGCAAGCAAAAUUAUCAGAAAAGGAAGCAGCCUUGGACGAGCUGAGAGAAGAGGUGACCAGCCUACAGCAUACAUGCAACACACUGAAAGAUCAGCUAGAGGAAAAGACACAGGCACUGGACAAAGCCAAGGCAGAUUGUGAAGCAAAGGAGUCAAACUUACAGAAGAUGAUGUCCUACCUCAAUGGACAGAAACCUAUGGAGGAAAUGAAGUUGAAAAUGGAGCUGCGAGACUUGCAAAAAGAAAAUGAGAAGCUGAAAAAAAGGAUCCAAAUGGGGAUGGAAUUGCAAGCAGAUGCAGAUACUACAAUCAUGUCCCGUGAGGAGGAAAUAGAAAAGCUGAAAGAUGAAAUAACUAAUUUGCGUGAGCAAUCAUCUACACAGUCCACUGAUCAGACUCAGAUGGGGGAGCUGUCACAGAUGAGAAGAAUAACUUCAUUGAUGGAGACAGUGGAUCAGAAAAAUAAUGAAAUUACCUCAUUAAAAAGAAGAGAUGCAACGUCUGAAUGAACAAGUGUUGGCCAAUGACAAUAAGUUAGAGGAAAAAACAAAAGCACUGGACAAAGCAAAGGCAGAUUGUGAAGUAAAAGAUUCAAACAUACAGAAGAUGAUGUCCUACCUCAAUAGACAGAAACCAGUGGAGGAAAUGAAAUUGAAAAUGGAGGUUAUGUGUCCAAAGUUCUGUAAGAGUUAUGGUGGAAGUCAACACUGGCAUAUUUAAUAAUCAAAAAGAUUAGUAUUUAACAUUGAGGACAAAGGACUCACCAGAACAGAUAAGUUCUUCAUUAUGACCUCUUGUUGAUGACGGGAACUUGUAUAUAGUUAUGACUUU
Molecule: messenger RNA, 11202 nt
Organism: Liolophura sinensis
Lineage: Eukaryota; Metazoa; Mollusca; Polyplacophora; Chitonida; Chitonidae
Product: centromere-associated protein E-like
Exons: 30
Coding region: 78-10880 (3600 amino acids)
Biological process (GO): mitotic cell cycle; microtubule-based movement
Cellular component (GO): microtubule
Molecular function (GO): ATP binding; microtubule binding; microtubule motor activity
Source: RefSeq, a predicted model, not a curated record